Molecule: messenger RNA, 1561 nt
Organism: Lucilia cuprina (Australian sheep blowfly)
Lineage: Eukaryota; Metazoa; Arthropoda; Insecta; Diptera; Calliphoridae
Gene: Ahcy
Product: adenosylhomocysteinase
Exons: 5
Coding region: 142-1440 (432 amino acids)
Biological process (GO): L-methionine cycle
Cellular component (GO): cytosol
Molecular function (GO): adenosylhomocysteinase activity
Source: RefSeq, a predicted model, not a curated record
UUUGUUAUAAAUAGUUGGCGCUUUGGGACGAAAGUUUUUGUAACAUUUUGGGUCUCAUCUGGAAUUGUUCAGCCUUCCGACCGCGGCUUUAAUUAAUAUUUAACCAUAGCUCCUACAACAGAAAUAAGUAAAAAACGCAAAAUGUCCAAACCUGCCUACAAAGUUGCUGACAUCAAAUUGGCCGAAUGGGGACGCAAGGCUAUUAUUAUUGCCGAAAAUGAAAUGCCCGGUCUUAUGGCUUGCCGCAAGAAGUACGGUCCUUCCAAGAUCUUAAAAGGUGCCCGUAUUGCUGGUUGUUUACACAUGACUGUUCAAACAGCUGUACUCAUUGAAACUUUGGUUGAAUUGGGCGCUGAGGUUCAAUGGUCUAGCUGCAACAUUUUCAGUACUCAAGAUCAUGCUGCUGCUGCUAUUGCCGCUACCGGUGUUCCCGUUUAUGCCUGGAAGGGUGAAACCGAGGAGGAAUAUCAAUGGUGCAUUGAACAAACAUUAGUCUUUCCCGAUGGACAACCUUUGAAUAUGAUUUUGGAUGAUGGUGGUGAUUUGACCAACUUGAUCCAUGAAAAAUAUCCUCAAUAUUUGCAAGGCAUUAAGGGUUUGUCUGAGGAAACCACCACCGGUGUACACAAUCUGUACAAAAUGUUCAAAGAGGGACGUUUGGGAGUACCAGCUAUCAAUGUUAAUGACUCUGUCACUAAGAGCAAAUUCGACAACUUGUACGGUUGCCGCGAAUCCUUGAUUGAUGGUAUUAAGCGUGCCACCGAUGUUAUGAUUGCUGGUAAAGUUUGUGUUGUUGCCGGUUAUGGUGAUGUUGGCAAGGGUUGUGCUCAAGCCUUGAAGGGUUUUGGUGGUCGUGUCAUUAUCACUGAAAUUGAUCCCAUCAAUGCUUUGCAAGCUGCCAUGGAAGGCUAUGAAGUUACCACUAUGGAGGAAGCCAGCAAAGAAGCUACUAUUUUCGUUACCACCACUGGUUGCGUUGACAUUAUUACCGGUGAACACUUCUCCAAAAUGAAUGAUGACUCUAUUGUUUGUAACAUUGGUCAUUUCGAUUGUGAAAUCGAUGUUGCCUGGUUGAAUGCCAAUGCUGUUGAAAAGGUCAAUGUUAAGCCUCAAGUAGAUCGUUAUACUUUACCAAAUGGUCGCCAUAUUAUUGUUUUGGCUGAAGGUCGUUUGGUCAAUUUGGGCUGUGCCCAUGGUCAUCCCAGUUUUGUUAUGUCCAACUCCUUCACCAAUCAAGUUUUGGCCCAAAUUGAAUUAUGGACUAAGUCUGAGAAAUAUGCUAUUGGCGUUCAUGUAUUGCCCAAGAUCUUGGAUGAAGAAGUUGCCAGUUUACAUUUGGAAAAAUUGGGUGUGAAGUUGACAAAAUUGACACCUAAACAAUCUGAAUAUUUGGGUGUACCUAUUAGCGGUCCAUUCAAGCCCGACCAUUACAGAUAUUAAGAUUUUUUAAUAUACCCAUUGUAUUUUAAGUUUAUGAUCUACUUAGAGAUUUUGUUUUUAGUAAAAAAACCGUUGCAAAUUUUUUUGUUUCUAAUAAAAGAUUAAUUUGACAUCUGAAAAA